CCACCUCGAGCCCGCCCACCGUCCAGCAUGAGCUACAACCCGCACACGUCCAGCUCCAACCUCCUCGGAUCCCUCGAGGGCAACAUCACGGCCGACGACGAGUCGGCCGCCGAGGAGGGUCGCGCCCGCUCCAACAAGCCCGCGUCCCAGCAACCGCUCCUCCCGACCUACACCACCUCGAGCGCACCGCCCGAGCAGCGCGGCAGCGUCCCCGUCACCAACGGCAUCAGCUCGACCGACGCCGCCGGCGACAGCAUCUGGAGCCAGUCGGCCCACCCGGUCGCCCUCUUCUUCCUGUACGCGUUCCGGUGCGCCGCCAUUGCCACCUACCUCCUCUGCGGCUUCUUCGUGUCGUCCUACGUCUUCUCGACGGUCCUCGUCGUCGUCCUCCUCUCGCUCGACUUCUGGACGGUGCGCAACGUGUCGGGCCGGGUCCUCGUCGGCCUGCGCUUCUGGAACCAGGUCGACGACGACGGCACGUCGUUCUGGGUGUUUGAGAGCCGCAGUCCCGAGCAGCCGGCAAACGCGGUCGACGCCAAGAUGUUCUGGAUCGCCAUGUACUCGUUCCCGGCGGCGUGGAUCCUGCUCCUGUUCGUCGGCCUCCUCAAGUUCAACAUCUCGUUCCUCCCCAUCGUCAUGCUCGCCCUCGUCUUCAACGUCACCAACACGAUCGGCUACACGUACGGUGCGCCCGGUCUCUCUCUCUCUCUCGACCGCGACGCCAAGCGGCGGUGGGCGACGGGCAUGGCGGCGCAGGGCAUGCUGGGCCAGAUGGGCGGCAUCGGCGGGAGCCUCCUGAGCGGUAUCGCGACGACGGCGUACCGCAAGUUCCUCGGCUGAGGAACAAGGGGGCGAGAGGGGGCAAUGCAGGCUCGGUCCAAAGGUC
This is a messenger RNA of Rhodotorula graminis WP1, 886 nucleotides long. RefSeq lists its product as uncharacterized. The coding region runs from base 28 to 840 and encodes 270 amino acids. Lineage: Eukaryota; Fungi; Basidiomycota; Microbotryomycetes; Sporidiobolales; Sporidiobolaceae. The record is from RefSeq and is a predicted model, not a curated record. Gene Ontology annotation, biological process: vesicle-mediated transport; protein secretion. Gene Ontology annotation, cellular component: Golgi membrane. The transcript is spliced from 5 exons.